This is a messenger RNA of Menidia menidia (Atlantic silverside), 1290 nucleotides long. NCBI's taxonomy places the organism in Eukaryota, Metazoa, Chordata, Actinopteri, Atheriniformes, Atherinopsidae. The record is from the annotation of a GenBank genome assembly.
AUGAAGUUGUCGCCGGGCUUGAAGAUGCUCGCCCGGGAGGUGUUGCCCAUUACAUCAGUGCGGCACCGGGCUUAUACGCUUGCUAAGGUGUCUCUCAAAGGGAGUUUCCAGCUUAGAGAGCAGUUCAUCCUCAGCAAAAUGAAGCUUGUGUUACCAUCGGAGUCCUCUGAGAGACGAAGGGCUCAAAGGAGCAGAGAGAAAACAGACAAGCAAAUGCAGAAAGCGGCACUGAUAAGCAGGGGGAGGCUCUGUGACGACACCAAAAAGGAGACGGAGGAGAGAGGGGCUCAAGUUGAACUCGAGUCUCUCAAAAAGGGCAAAGAGGUCCGGUCACUUUCCAAAGCUCUGUGUUGCAGAGCUUUACAGACUUUUCUGCUACUCAGCAUGAAGGCACCACUUGGAAUAUCCAUGAGCUCCGAUUUCCCACAUUACAGUUUCAGAAUGCCAAAUAUAGGGUUCCAGAACCUUCCCCUCAACAUCUACAUUGUUGUCUUUGGAACAGCCAUCUUUGUCUUCAUCCUCAGCCUCCUCUUCUGUUGCUACCUGAUAAGGUUACGGCACCAGGCCCACAAAGAGCUAUAUGCAUACAAACAAGUCAUCCAGAAGGAAAAAGUCAAAGAGUUAAAUUUGCAUGAGAUAUGUGCAGUAUGCUUGGAGGAGUUCAAACAGAAAGAUGAGCUGGGGAUUUGUCCAUGCAAACACGCCUUUCAUAGGAAGUGCCUCAUUAAGUGGUUGGAGGUGAGGAAAGUGUGCCCGCUGUGCAACAUGCCCGUCUUGCAGCUGGCCCAGCAGGCCGGCAGCGCGGACCCCCCCGUGGCCGCCGAGCAGCCUCUGCCCGGCAUCGAGAACCUGGUCUAGCAGAGGCAAAAGCAUCUGUCAAAGUACACAACAAACACACACCAUAACCAGUCCCGACACUCACGCUCUCACCUGUACGUGCACACUUUGCCAUGAGUGUGAGGACAGGCAGGACAAACUGGAGUAACUGUGCAGCUAGAAGCGUGAUUCUGCAUCUCAUCGCCUCUUUAUCUUUGCAUUGGUUCACAAAAAGCAUUUCCUCACAUCAGCUGUGACUGAAAGUUCGGUUGUUUUUUUUUUUUUUUUUUUUUUCUCCUCAUGGACAAGAUGAUAAUAAUAGAAGUUUCUUUUCUGACUUGUUCAUAACCAAAGCACUUUUCUGGGGACGUCAGCGAAAGACGAGGAAGAGGAAAACACAAAAGCCAAGAACUUCAAUACACUAAAAUAUGAGUAGUUUCUCUUUGUGUGUUUUUUUUUCUUUCUUUCUUUCUU